Molecule: messenger RNA, 545 nt
Organism: Ooceraea biroi (clonal raider ant)
Lineage: Eukaryota; Metazoa; Arthropoda; Insecta; Hymenoptera; Formicidae
Source: RefSeq, a predicted model, not a curated record
UGCAUGCAAAAAAUUUUUGAAAUCCGAGUGUAACACCUAAAAACCUUCCCUUGUCAGAGAUUAACGCAAAGGGAGCAAUUCGAAUGCCUUUGCAGUUACAUGAUGCGUUUCUUGUUGCAGCGUUCGCCGAAAUGUCCCGCGCAACUUUUGAAAGAAAUGUUCGGAGCAACGUUGUCGUCUCGACAACAACGGUAAUAACAAGUGAUUCGCAAGGGAUUCUUAAUUCGUCGACAAGUUGCGCGACUCGGCAGUACACGAACGUGCACUCCCAUACAGCCGCGGGAGUGCCAGGUGUGCGGCUCCCGCAGCUUCCCCGAGUUUCCCCAGGGAAAAGUCCGAGGGGAAAAAGGCGACCUUUAACGACGAACAUAUUCGAGGCGGACACGUGGCUGUUGCGAAAACGGGAAGAACUCGAUGUGCGAGGAGCGAAGCCCCUCGUGAUCGCGGGAAACGUCGAAGGGGACGACGAUGGCGGAAUCCCACCUUACGCACUGGAGGAAAACGUGCCGUCCGUGCCGAUCAACACGCCCGACACGAAACAAUAG